Messenger RNA from Passer domesticus (house sparrow), 1551 nucleotides. RefSeq names its product platelet-activating factor receptor-like. Bases 1 to 1005 code for a protein of 334 amino acids. Gene Ontology annotation, biological process: phospholipase C-activating G protein-coupled receptor signaling pathway; positive regulation of Rho protein signal transduction. The transcript has a single exon. Gene Ontology annotation, molecular function: G protein-coupled receptor activity. The record is from RefSeq and is a predicted model, not a curated record. Gene Ontology annotation, cellular component: plasma membrane. Lineage: Eukaryota; Metazoa; Chordata; Aves; Passeriformes; Passeridae.
AUGAACGGCUCGGUGCCGGGACCCCUGCUGGUGGAGCACCCCGACGAGUGUGUACCCAACAACCCGCUGCAGUUCGUGCUGGUGCCCGUCGUCUACUGCCUGGUGCUGUGUGUGGGGCUGCCGGGCAACCUGGUGGCCUUGCUGGUCUUCCUGCAGAGUGGCAAGGUGAGGAAGGCCAUCCGCAUCUACCUCAUCAACCUCACGCUGGCCGACAUCCUCUUCAACCUCACCCUCCCCCUCUGGAUCCACUACUACCUAGCUGGGGGGGACUGGCUGCUCUCGGAGGCCACCUGUCGCCUGGCAGGGGCCGCCUACUACCUGGCCACCUACAGCGCCAUCACCUUCAUGGCUCUCAUCAGCUUCAACCGGUUCUGCGCCGUGCGGGCGGCGCGGCGGCUGCUGCCGCUGCCGGGGCCCCGCGGUGCCGCGCUGGCCUGUGCCCUGGCCUGGCUGCUGGGGCUGGGCUGUGCCGUGCCCACCCUGGCCACGCACCAGACCUUCCCCGGCCUCGCCGGGACCACGGCCUGCUUUGAGCAGCACGGGCGGCAGCGUGGCUACGCCUACGCCAUGGUGGCUUUCUUCUCCGCCGCCUUCCUGGUGGUGCUGGGCGCCUACGCCUCCAUCGCCCGGGCGCUCUCGGUGCCCGCCGCGGCCUCGCCGGGCUCCCACCGGCAGCAGGCCCGUGCCAUGGUGCUGGGGAUGCUGCUGGUCUUUGUGGUCUGUGUGGCCCCCUACCACCUGACGCUGGCCCCCUGGGUGGGGAGCCGGCCCCCCGCGCCGCUCUGUGGGCCCCCCGACACCCUGGAUGUGCUGCACACGCUGAGCGUGGCCCUGCUCAGCCUCAACAGCUGCCUGGACCCCGUCAUCUACUGCUUCUCCAUCCGGCGUUUCCGCGCUGACCUGCAGCGGACUCUGCGCAAGAUCGGCCGGUGCUUCCCGCUGCCCCCGCCGGCCCCGCCCGGGCCAGCGCCGGCCGCCCGAGCAUCCUCCUUCACCUCCUCCUAGCGGGGUGGGCACCAGGGGCCUGCCCCCGCCCGCCCCGGUGCCACAUUCCCGCUGGGACUGGUCCCGGUUGCCAGGUGAGGGAUCGGGAGCAGCGUGGGGGGAGCUCCGGCUUCGUGCGCUCCCCUCCUCCCACCCCGCUCUGCUCCCGGUGCAUUCCCACGCGCCCGCAGCUCCUGCUCCAGCACAGAUCCUGCCCCCCGCAUUGCAGGCACCGGGAGGGCGGCACUGGCACCGGGAGAGCGGCACUGGCACCGGGAGAAUGGCACUGGCACCGGGAGAGUGGCACUGGCACCGGGAGAGUGGCACUGGCACUGCGAGAGGGACUCGCCCAGCAACGGGAGCUGAGCCACAGCGGGGUGUGGGCAGGCAGAGCGGCGAGGGAUGCUCGGUGGUUGCUGUCCUCUCCCGGAGGUCUCCACGCAUUACCCAGGACCCCCAAGGCAUGGGCUGGGCUGCUGAGGGGGCUGUUUGAGGCGCCGUGGCCACUCCUGUCCUGCCAUGUCCCUAAGCCUCAUGCCUGCACCCCUCCUGCUCCUGGCCAGGAUU